GUUUCUCAAUUUGGAACAGGCACACAGAGUUCUCCUUCAGCUCAAAGUGUUUGAACAAUGGAACUUACGAGGAGACUUACAGAGGUUUUCUUCCUUUACCUUCAAGUUUCCAACUUUUACAUAGCAGGCUUCGCUUCGAAAGACUGUACUGUAACUGUCAAUCAAGAACCUUUCAUUGAAGGUCACUUGACCGAAAAUGUGACCAUCAACUGCACUUUCACGCAUGCCAAUUGCUUCAACACACCUAAAGUACUGUGGUUCAGGAUCAACACCAACCAAACGACAAAUCUGUGCUCGGGAGCCUGUUCAAGUGAAUCGUCUAAUGGGAGGUUUACUUUGUCCGGCACAAGUUCUGGUGGCAAUGCUGCCUUGAGAAUUCAGCAACUGACCAAAGCAGACAACGGCAUGUAUUACUGUGGUGUAGCCUUCCAGAAAUCCCCUUCCAUCAAGUCCAAACAAAUGGGAAAUGGUACAAUGCUGGUGCUCAAAGGACCUACUGACAUAGGAUCAGAUCUAUUGCUCCAAUCAACACUGAUACUCAUUCUCACCCUAUACACCAUCUGCAUCACCAUUCUCCUUGCCCAAACCAUCAGAUUGAUGCAGCAGGCUAAUUCCAAUCAUAACCACAGCAGAAACGAUCCAAAUGAAGAACAGAAGAGCCGAGCUUUCAAGGACCUUGCACUGGAAUUCAACAAAAAGUACAGAAAUAAAAAGCAAGAGACAGAAGUAAGUGAAGAAAAGCAAGAGGCACAACUUCAAUGUGCUCAGUACGAUGACAGUAUCUAUCAAAAUGCCUGAGGGUUCCAUCACCAAGCAACUAAAAUGAAUGGAAUUCCCAAGACAGUGUUAAUAGACUUUCAUGUGGAAAAGAUAAAGGAGGCUCUCAGUUAACAAGCUUAACCAGCAGGCAGCAAUGCAAGAGGGAUCUGUGUGUUAAGAUUUCAAUCUGUGUUUAGUCCACGUUUUUCAUUCUUCGGAGCUGAUCGUGUCAUAUCCAGACAGCAUUGCUUCCCUUCAUUUCAAUCUUCUCUUUGAACUAAUUAAAUUCAGACCUGUUCCUGAAGUCUAUUAUGAAUGGCUAAUUGAUGAUAAGGGUCAACUUGAUAUCAAAAUCUUUUGAGCAACCGAUAACCCAGGAAAGAGUUUGCAUACCACAGUCAAAAGGGAGACGCUCGUGGUACAGUCCCUACCCCUGGACUGGGAGGCCUGAGUCAAGUCCCCAUCUGCUUCAGAGGUGUGUAAUAACAUCUCCGAACAGGUUGAUCAGAGAGAAAUAAAGGUUAACAAAAAUAGGAAGACUCUUGUUGCCCAGUGUUAAUGUCCCUACCUCUGAGCCAGGAGGCCCAGGUUCAAGUCCCACCUGAUCCAGACGUGUCAUAACUCUGACCAGGUUGAUUAGAAAAUAAUACCAAAAUUAAACGGUGUUUAUUGGUUCCCAGUAGAACACUAGAGAAUACAAACUGCUUGAUCAGCAGCUCUUCCACCACUUUAAAAACUACUCCCUUCACCAACUCGAUGCACAGUGGCAGCAGUGUGUACCAUCCAGGAGAUGCAAUGCAACAACUCACCAAGGCUCCUUCAACAGCACCUUCCAAUCCUGCAAAAUGUAUCACCUAGAAGAACAACAGCUACCGACACGUAGGAACACCACCACCUUCAAGUUAUCACCACAUGCCAGGAAACAUACUGCACUUCUUCAACGUCGGUCAAAAUCCUGGAACUGUUUCCUGAACAGCACUGAGGGUAUACCUAUGCUGCACAGAGUGCAGUGGUUCAAAAAGGGAAAUCAUCACCACUUUCUCAAGAGCAAACAGAAAUUGCAAUAAAUGCUGACCUUGCCAGUGAUCUAAUCAACAGACAGCUGACACCAAACAGUAACUAAGGAAGUAAACCAACAGUGCUGAUUAGGACAUGAACACUUACUUUGCUUCUCAUCUCACGAAAACACACAAGCUUGAAGUUCACAUCAGAUAGGGUAAUUGAGAUCACAUGACAAAAGUGGUCACAUGUAGCUUGUAACAAAUGUAUUGAACAACCCUGUACUGCACAGCCCAAUGACAAUGUUGUGAGAAUGUCAGAGGCUCAAUAAAUUGGGCAAUUCCACAUUCCAAGCUGACGGAAAGGCUGUGAAAAGAAAAAUAAUCCAGACUGAGGUUUGCACACAGACUGUUUUAAUAAAAUGCCAUUUACCUCCAAUCCAGA
This is a messenger RNA of Rhincodon typus (whale shark), 2202 nucleotides long. RefSeq names its product immunoglobulin superfamily member 6. The transcript is spliced from 6 exons. The coding region runs from base 58 to 798 and encodes 246 amino acids. The record is from RefSeq and is a predicted model, not a curated record. Lineage: Eukaryota; Metazoa; Chordata; Chondrichthyes; Orectolobiformes; Rhincodontidae.